Molecule: messenger RNA, 1447 nt
Organism: Tripterygium wilfordii
Lineage: Eukaryota; Viridiplantae; Streptophyta; Magnoliopsida; Celastrales; Celastraceae
Product: 50S ribosomal protein L25-like
Exons: 6
Coding region: 1-1152 (383 amino acids)
Biological process (GO): translation
Cellular component (GO): cytosolic large ribosomal subunit; ribosome
Molecular function (GO): 5S rRNA binding; structural constituent of ribosome
Source: RefSeq, a predicted model, not a curated record
AUGAAGCAAUACCAACCUCCAAAUCUCAUCGGAAGAUUAUCUACGAGUAGUACUCGUUCAGAUCACAGUCUCGAUCUCUUUCCUCCUCGCCGGUGUCUUCUACGUCCAUACAACAGCACCUGCAACAAAACGUCUGCGAGAAACGACAACGUCUGGAUUGGAAGAAGAUUAUUGCAUUGGAUAUGGCGUGACGGACCUUUUAGAAAGAGCGGGCCAUUAAGCCAUGCACAUGGAAAUUUUACAAUUGACGAGAGGUGUACAGCAGUUUCAGCUGUUAAGUUCCUCUGCAAGAGUGUGGACGAGUACGAGAGACGAAGGAAGAAGAGAGCUUUUGGGAAUGGAUGUGACCUGUUAUUCCCGCGGUGGUGCACGGGGCCAGGUUUCCUCCUCCGGCAUCCCAUUCUCAAACUUCAAAGUUACCACACCGUCCAAGCAAUACCAAGAGAGUGCACGGGCAACCGGGUCUCGGCCCGGGAUCGGGCUCAGGGGAGAAUUCCCGCCGUCGUUUUUGCUCAAAUCCUCCUCGACAAAAACCCUAGCUCCCGCUCCCUCUCCAGGAAGCAGCUAUUAACGUCGGAGAGAAAGCAGAUUCAGUGUAUUCUCAAGUCUGUCGAUCUCCCUUUCUUCUGCUCGACCACAUUCCCGCUCCAGAUACGCGCUGGGUCUGGGUCAUCCGUUCUCCUUGAACCCGGAAAUGUCCUCCCUGUCAAGAUUCAUAGGGAUGCAGAGACAGGGAAGAUACUGAAUUUGGUGUUUGUUUGGGCGGAUGAGGGAACAGAGUUGAAGGUUGAUGUCCCUGUUGUAUUCAGAGGACAAGAGGAUUGUCCUGGUCUAAAGAAAGGGGGUGCUCUGAACAUGAUAAGAACUAGUCUAAGAUUCCUUUGCCCAGCGGAGUAUAUUCCUCAAAAAAUUGAAGUGGAUGUCAGUAACUUAGACGUUGGAGACAGAAUAUUCAUGCGUGAUAUUGAGAUUCAUACAUCUUUGAAGCUUCUGAGUAAAAAUGAGAACAUGCCUGUUUGUAAGAUUGUGCCAACAACUUUAAAAAAUGCCGAACCUGCAAUUGAAGAGGAACUAAAGCAUGAUGCUGGUAACACUCUGGCAAAUUUCGUGUGCGACUCAAAUCUUGUAGCGACCUUAUUAAGGGACUGCUAAGGUUUGGGAAGCAUAAGCAGACGAAGGGAACUGAUGUUUUAAGGUAGUAAAAAAUACGUCGAGCCCUCUUUGUAGUGUGCUGGUGCAGUAUUGAGUAUAUCCCUCCAUCUGCAUUACUUUAGCAGGCAGAAAAAAUGUUACAAAUAUCUAUAUUUUUGUUUUUCUUCAUGGUUGUAUUUGGUGGAUGUGAUAAAACUUUGUCAAUAUUUUGUUUGCUAGAAAUUCGUGAACUCUUUAGGGUUGCUCUUGAUUUUCAUUAGCAAUGAAGAGGAUUAUGCUUAUAACAUCUGUUUUA